UUUUGUAUGUGUCACGUGUGUAUGAAUCGUACAUCUAUUUAUGUAUUAUUAUUAUUCACUGUUAUUUUUGGUAAUACAUUUUGGUAAUAUCAUUUGUUAUUCAUAAUCUUGUGAUUAUUCAAUGCAGACAUAUAUGUAUUCAUUGAUUGUAAAUUAAAAUGGGCGAGAAGAAAUUUAAUUUUCGUUUAAUAAAACUGAUGACUUACUAACAAACAAAAAUUGCAUUGUACCAAUGAGGUUAUGGGAAAGAUUACAAAUGAAUGAAUGGAAUUUUAUUUGUUUACUCUUUAUAAUAUCAUUAUCUAUCGUUUUGGGAAAAUUAUAUAUAAAUUAUGGUAGUAUUUUAGAGCCACAAAAUAGUAUUAAAUAUGUAGCAUCAACAGCAUCUAUAUUUUCAAAUAUAUCCAAUGUAUUUGACUUAUUAUAUGUACCUGAUGUAUCAGAAUUCAAUAUAAAACAAUUAACAGUUAUAAAUGAAAAAUUUGUUAAUAAUAGUCAAUACGAUGAUGUUGUAAAUGUAAUGACAUUAUUUUUUAAAUCAUAUGGAUGGCUAAUAAGAGCAGCAAUAUGUGGUCUUAUUAUGAUGGGUUUUACUUGGUUUAUAAUUUACAAAGAUAGCAGUAUUCCUGGAAUCAAUCCACCUACUCCUUUUAGUCCUUCUAAGCAAAAAUUUGCAAAGACAUCAGGGAUACAAAUGAAUUAUUGAUUGGAAUACUUAAUGGUAUAUUAAUAUUCGUCUACAUGUGUCUUUAAUGUUUUAACAUUCUUGAACAAAAUAAUGUUAAUGUGAAAUGAUUU
Molecule: messenger RNA, 798 nt
Organism: Apis florea (little honeybee)
Lineage: Eukaryota; Metazoa; Arthropoda; Insecta; Hymenoptera; Apidae
Source: RefSeq, a predicted model, not a curated record